CUGCUUUCCUCUAGCAUCCUCGUGGUUAGGAUCUUGGAAGCCUCUUUCGUCUUUCGGAGCCGGCUUUCCUUUUUUUUUUACCUGGUCUUUUUUUCCCUUCUUGGGCUGUUGGAGGAGGAGUCAAUUUCCCUCGCUACGUGUUCCCAGUAUUGGAACCCCCCCUCAUAUUCAGAAUGUCGCGCACAGCUGGUCGUGGUGCGGCUAAGCCGUUUGCUGCUUGGACCACUAUCUUCUACCUGCUUCUUGUUUUCAUUGCGCCUCUCGCGUUUUUCGGAACUGCACACGCUCAGGAUGACUCGGUACAGGAGAAUUACGGAACAGUUAUUGGUAUUGAUUUGGGAACCACCUACUCCUGUGUUGGUGUGAUGCAGAAUGGAAAGGUGGAGAUUCUCGUCAACGACCAGGGAAACCGUAUUACUCCUUCCUACGUCGCCUUCACAGAUGAGGAACGCCUCGUCGGUGAUGCCGCAAAGAACCAAUACGCAGCCAACCCCCGCAGGACUAUCUUUGAUAUCAAGCGAUUGAUUGGUCGCAAGUACAGUGACAAGGACGUCCAGAAGGAUAUGAAGAACUUCCCCUUCAAGGUCGCCAACAAGGAUGGCAAGCCUGUUGUUACCGUCGACGUCAACCAGGCCCCCAAGACCAUGACUCCCGAGGAGGUUUCCGCCAUGGUUCUCGGCAAGAUGAAGGAGAUCGCUGAGGGCUACCUUGGCAAGAAGGUCACCCACGCCGUUGUUACUGUCCCCGCUUACUUCAACGACGCCCAGCGUCAGGCUACCAAGGAUGCCGGUACCAUCGCUGGCCUCAACGUUCUCCGUGUUGUCAACGAGCCUACCGCCGCCGCUAUCGCCUACGGAUUGGACAAGACCGGCGGUGAGCGCCAGGUGAUCGUCUAUGAUCUUGGUGGUGGUACCUUCGAUGUCUCCCUUCUGUCGAUCGACGAUGGUGUCUUCGAGGUCUUGGCUACCGCUGGUGAUACCCACCUUGGUGGUGAGGACUUUGACCACCGUGUCAUGGACUACUUCGUCAAGCAGUACAACAAGAAGAACGACGUUGAUGUUACCAAGGACCUCAAGGCCAUGGGUAAGCUCAAGCGCGAGGUCGAGAAGGCCAAGCGUACUCUGUCUUCCCAGAUGUCCACCCGCAUUGAAAUCGAAGCCUUCCAUAAUGGCGAGGACUUCUCCGAGACUCUGACCCGCGCCAAGUUCGAGGAAUUGAACAUGGACCUCUUCAAGAAGACCCUGAAGCCUGUUGAGCAGGUUCUCAAGGAUGCCAAGGUGUCCAAGGGUGAUGUCGAUGACAUUGUGCUUGUUGGUGGUUCCACUCGUAUCCCCAAGGUCCAGGCUAUUCUGGAGGAGUACUUCAACGGCAAGAAGGCCAGCAAGGGUAUCAACCCCGAUGAGGCUGUUGCUUUCGGUGCUGCUGUUCAGGGUGGUGUUCUCUCUGGUGAGGAGGGAACCGAGAGCGUUGUUCUCAUGGACGUCAACCCUCUCACUCUCGGUAUUGAGACCACUGGUGGUGUGAUGACCAAGCUCAUUCCCCGCAACACUGUCAUUCCUUCCCGCAAGUCCCAGAUCUUUUCGACUGCCGCUGAUAACCAGCCCACUGUCCUGAUCCAAGUUUACGAAGGAGAACGUUCCCUCACCAAGGACAACAACCUUCUCGGCAAGUUCGAGCUUACUGGCAUCCCCCCCGCUCCCCGUGGUGUUCCUCAGAUUGAGGUCUCCUUCGAUCUGGACGCCAACGGUAUCCUGAAGGUUGGUGCUAGCGACAAGGGCACCGGCAAGGCUGAGUCCAUCACCAUCACCAAUGACAAGGGCCGCCUGAGCCAGGAAGAGAUCGAGCGCAUGGUGGCUGAGGCCGAGCAGUUCGCUGACGAGGACAAGGCCAUCAAGGAGAAGAUUGAGGCUCGCAACGGCUUGGAGAACUAUGCCUUCAGCCUCAAGAACCAGGUCAAUGACGAGAACGGUCUUGGUGGCCAGAUCGACGAGGAUGACAAGCAGACCAUUUUGGACGCUGUCAAGGAAGUGGCUGACUGGCUCGAUGACAACGGUGCCACUGCCACCACCGAGGACUUUGAGGAGCAGAAGGAGCAGUUGUCCAACGUUGCCUACCCGAUCACCAGCAAGCUGUACGGCUCUGCCCCCACCGAGGAGGACGAUGACAGCUACGGCCACGACGAAUUGUAA
Molecule: messenger RNA, 2189 nt
Organism: Aspergillus ochraceoroseus IBT 24754
Lineage: Eukaryota; Fungi; Ascomycota; Eurotiomycetes; Eurotiales; Aspergillaceae
Gene: bipA
Product: Hsp70 family ATPase KAR2
Exons: 4
Coding region: 174-2189 (671 amino acids)
Biological process (GO): protein refolding; endoplasmic reticulum unfolded protein response; cellular response to unfolded protein
Cellular component (GO): membrane; nucleus; cytoplasm
Molecular function (GO): heat shock protein binding; misfolded protein binding; ATP binding
Source: RefSeq, a predicted model, not a curated record